AUGGCCAAGAAGAAGAGCAAGAAGGGUUCUACGGCUACGCCCAAGCCUGCGGCGCCUCAAGCUGGCUUGCCAGGCUCCAAUGGAAUCGUGCACGAGCAGCCCAGGCCCGCUCGCGCGCAGAAGCCGACUGUGAACGGGACAAGUUCGCCUGGACCCUCUCCUCCCGGGUCCUUGCCUCCCUCGACACACGCUCAACACCCUCUCACACUUCCAGCAACCCCUCCUCCCGCCGAGCGCACUCCACAAGACACGGUCCGCGAGGCCUGCGACCUGCUCGAAGUCGGUCUCUCCGGCGAAGCCUACUCGCUCCUCCUCUCGUCCUCGUCGUCUUCGCUCCCCGCCCCGCACCCCUCCAAAGCAGCCGAGAUCGAGCGCUUGGCGGGACACGUCUCGUCUAUCAAGCUCGCGCUGCGGGAGAAGCAGUUCGACCGCGCUUUGAAAGAGUGGAACGAGGCCAAGCUCCUUUGGUCAAAGGAAAGUGGGAGGGGAGGUGGAAAGCACAGGGGCGGGCCGUGGGCUGCCAAGGUGUGGAAGUUUGAGGCGCUCGAGGGCGCGAGGAAGUGGGGCGAACUCGAGAAGUUUGCGAGCGACACGCUCGGCACCAAGCCGCAAGACCGCCAGCUCGUCUUCUACUACAAGACGCAGGCGCUGUACCAAGUCGGCAAGUUCGCGGACGCUACGACCGCCAUUUCGAGCGCGCAGGAAGCGGUCGCGGGACCUAUGAUUGAGAAGGUCAAGAUCCUCGCCGACCGCAUCCGCCGGGUCCGCACGCUCAAAGACGAAGGCAAGGAAGCUUUCGACGCUGGUAAGUACAAGGUGGCGAUCGGCAAGUACACCGACGCGCUCAAGGUCGAUACGGGCAACAAGGCGGUCCAGGCGCUGUUGUACCUCAACCGCGGGUUGGCGCUUUACAAGAACGACGGCGCCCUCCAAGCUAUCGAAGGCUUGACCGCUUCCAUCUCCCGCGCUCCUACUUGCAAAGCCUACCGCCUCCGCUCCCUCGCCUACCGCAAGCUCGACGACCUCGCGAACGCCCUCAACGAUUUGAUCAAAGCCGCUUCGCUCGCUCCUCCCGACAGCGCUGAGAAGAGGCAGAUCGAGAAGGAGAGGGAUGAGGUGAGGAGUGAGAAGUUGAAGGGGGAUGCGGAGGAGAGGAGGGAGGAAGAGGAGAGGAGGUGGAAGGAGAAACAGGCGAAGAGGAAGGACCACUAUGGCAUCCUCGGCAUCGACCGCGGCGCGACGACGACCGAGAUCCGUGCCGCGUACAAGAAGCUCUCGCUCGAGACGCACCCGGACAAGGGCGGCGAUGAGGAGCGCUUCAAGGAGGUCAAGGCGAGCUACGAGUUCCUCUCGGACGAGCGGCGCCGCGCGCGCUACGAUAUGGGCGACAGCGACGCCGAAGGACCCGACUUUGACGACAUGUUUGGCGGUGGCGGCGUCCCCUUCGCCUUCUUCUUCAGCGACUUCUUCCACACGUGUUCGCAUGGCGGUGGAGGCGGCCGCGGAGGUGGCCGUGGGCGUGGGAGGUAA
This is a messenger RNA of Rhodotorula toruloides NP11, 1530 nucleotides long. RefSeq names its product protein of heat shock protein DnaJ family. Lineage: Eukaryota; Fungi; Basidiomycota; Microbotryomycetes; Sporidiobolales; Sporidiobolaceae. The transcript is spliced from 8 exons. The record is from RefSeq and is a predicted model, not a curated record. The coding region runs from base 1 to 1530 and encodes 509 amino acids. Gene Ontology annotation, molecular function: protein binding.